AAACCCAUGAGCUGAGCUGAGCUGAGCUGAGCUGAGCCCCCAUUAACUUUGAACCAGAAAACUGAUAUUCUCUCUCCCGAGGGAGAGAGAGAGAGGAAUGGGGGAAGAGAGUAUGGAGGAGAAGGCCAGCUGUUCCUCCACCGCCAACGCCACCGCCAACGCCAACGCCAACGCCGCUCCCACUCCCUCACCCGACGACAUCUCUCACUUCCUCCACUACUUCCUCCUCCGCUCCUCUUCCUCCUCUUCCUCUUCUUCGCAUGCUCAGAGGGACCCACAUCAUCAGCAGCUCCACUCUCUUUUCCUAUCUUCUGACAUCCACCGGCCCCCACCUGGCCUUCCACCCGCCGGGGACGCGAUCCAUGCCGCGGACUCCUCCGCCGGCGGAGGUGGCGUGUACCUCCCCUCUGCUAGUGGCCCCCACGCGCCGUCAUCCUCAGUGGGGGCCAGCGAGAACGAGACGGAUGAGUACGAUUGUGAAAGCGAGGAGGGUCUGGAGGCAUUGCUGGAGGAUAUUCCGCCAAAGCUGAAUCCUUCGCGAAGCUCGUCCAAGAGAAGCAGAACUGCUGAGGUUCAUAACUUGUCGGAAAAGAGGAGAAGGAGCAGGAUUAAUGAGAAAAUGAAAGCAUUGCAAAGUCUAAUUCCAAACUCUAACAAGACUGAUAAGGCUUCCAUGCUAGAUGAAGCUAUUGAGUACCUCAAGCAGCUUCAACUCCAAGUUCAGAUGUUAUCGAUGAGAAAUGGGUUGACAUUGCACCCGAUGUGCGUGCCUGGGGUUUUACAGCCCAUCCAAAUCCCACAAAUGAGAGCGCUGUUUGGUGAAGAGAAUGAAAAUUUGCAUACCAAUCCUAUCAAUCAAGAAACGCCCACGCAGCAAACAACUUUUGGUCCGCCUGAUCAACACACAUCAAUUGAGCCACCUUUGACAAAUAUGUUUGAUAGUGGUCCUACAUUUGGAUUAGAAUCGUCCCUGCCGAUCCACCCAGGUCCCUAUCAGUUGAACUCAGCUUCUGAGGAAAUUGGCAGAGAAAAUAUGCUGAGACAUCGACAGUCAAAUGUCAAUCACCCGGACACGUGUCUGUUAGGUGGGCCGUCAAGAUAUACAUAUUCUUUACCCAAAACUGAUUACGAAGUGGGAGCAAGAGCAGCUGCUUCACUUCCCUUUGGUUCACAACCAUCUACUAACCUAAAAAUAUCAGGGCAAGACCAAUCUCAAGGCUGAUGGUUUUAGCAAGACAUUCGGGGACAAUGGAGUCAUGGAGAACAUAUGGAUGCUGAUUUUGAGUCUGGUGAAGUCAGGAUUAGAAAAUGGCCACAACAGGCUUUAUAUAUGCUAUGUUGGGCUCAGGAAUAAGUUGUUUUUGAGAGGUGUUGUAAUUUCUUUGUCUAAUACAUCUCUCAUCUGAUCUGAUGUUAUACAUAACAUUGUUCGAUGACAUGAACUGUGUUCACUAACAAACCGAGCUGAACGAUACUUGUUUAUGAGGUUUCCUGCUUUGGUAAUUUCAGCUACAAAUAUACCACUUGAUAUGUUUUUGCUAAGUCAA
Punica granatum (pomegranate) is the source of this 1547-nucleotide messenger RNA. The record is from RefSeq and is a predicted model, not a curated record. NCBI's taxonomy places the organism in Eukaryota, Viridiplantae, Streptophyta, Magnoliopsida, Myrtales, Lythraceae.